AUGCAUGGUCCGACUGCGUUGUUUACAGACAUCGUGAUGUCGCCACAACCAGUAGCUUCCGAAGCUCAUGGACGUGCUGACCAAGGUCCAUGUCCACUCGCUGCUGGAUUCGUACCGUGGAUUGACAGAAACAUUAGAUUGACGACCACUUCGAGACCUCUCAAUCAAAAGAAAGAAGGUCUUCUUCUCGAUUGGGAAGUCUACACUCUCAUCUUAGUGUACACGUUCACGGUGAACUGGUGGAAUAGUUGGCGACAUUCCACGACACGGUUAGCACGUGGACCUUAA
Cylicostephanus goldi is the source of this 288-nucleotide messenger RNA. The record is from the annotation of a GenBank genome assembly. NCBI's taxonomy places the organism in Eukaryota, Metazoa, Nematoda, Chromadorea, Rhabditida, Strongylidae.